Mastomys coucha (southern multimammate mouse) is the source of this 9287-nucleotide messenger RNA. It is a transcript of the gene Myo15b, whose product is annotated as myosin XVB. Gene Ontology annotation, molecular function: protein binding; cytoskeletal motor activity; ATP binding. NCBI's taxonomy places the organism in Eukaryota, Metazoa, Chordata, Mammalia, Rodentia, Muridae. The record is from RefSeq and is a predicted model, not a curated record. Gene Ontology annotation, cellular component: cytoskeleton; myosin complex. The transcript is spliced from 63 exons.
AUGGGCGGAAGCAAGGGCAAAGCACAUCAGCGCCGGGCUCGACCCGGGAGACCAGCCUCAGCCGAGAGGGAGUCCGGGUCCGCCAGCGGCGACUGCGCCCCAAGCCGGGACCGCAGGCCUGUCCGCGGCAAAGCCCGCAAGACCAAGCCCGCUACGGAGCUUGAGGCCACCGGAGGCAAGGGGACCACUGGAGGCCAGAGGAAGCCCACCGGAGAGGGGAGCCACCGCUGCAGGAGUGCAGAAACUGAGACAUCACAGGAGAGGCGGGGCAGCUCGCAGCGUCUGGGACCCACGGAGAGCCGUGAGUCCGGGGACAGUUGUGGGGAGCACACGGAGGAACAGAGAAUCCCCGGGGAAGAAGAGCGGACAGGCAAGCGCGGCCGCCGCAGGAGAGGAAAGGCUCGGGGACCUUCGCCUCGGCGAGGCCACCGAGAGACUCCUAGCAGGGAUGAGUGCAUGUCGGGCGGGGAUAGUAGCAGCUCGUGUCUGGACAGUGAAGCCCGCGAGGCCCAGGACAGCAUCAGCCAGGGAGGUGGAGCCCCGGAGCGGCCACCCAAAAUGGAACCUUCGGAUACCAGUUCAGAAGGCGCUCCAAUCAGAGGACCCGGCUCAACUCUGGUGCAGGGUAAAUGCCCGGGCAGCAUGCAUCCAGGCAGCGAAGGACACGCCUUGGAGCUCCAGAGCAGGGAAGGGUCGUGGGGGACAGGGCCUCAGAGAGCGAGUGACGAUUCCCCGACAGAUACAGACUCGAGCCCCGGGUGGGCUGGGCACAGACGUAUCCCCGAGACCCAGGAGAUAGAGCUGGGUAGGGAAACUGCAGCCUCCAGCGUCCCCAGAGGCUCUCAGAGUCCUCGCAACUCUAGCGCGAUCGCACACACCAGCGACGUCGCGGCUCAGCCAAAGGCUGAGCUGUCCCGCACUGAGCCUGAGACAGCGGAGGCUCCCGGGGCUCAGCGCCUCCAGGCGGAAGAGGUGGCGAGGAAGGUGCAGGAGACUGCGGCAGAGAGCGACGCGGGAGCUGGAGAGCGAGCGGGUGCACACCGGGACCGGACGCCGCUGGCCACGCUCGUGGUGCUGCGCAGGCUGCGCCCGAGGCUCCCAGCCGGCGAGCCUCCCCAGUGCGCCCGUGGCAUCCGCGUGGGUCUCAAGGCGCGACUGCAGCGCGUGGCGCGGGCCCUGGGCUUCCUGCGCUGGCUGCGGCUGCGGGUGGAGCGACGUGGGACGAAGGCGCGCGCCGCGAGCCCGCGGGAGUACGAGGAGUGCGGCCGCGAGAGGGCGCUCGAGACGCGGGGCGCAGCUCCCGGGCCACGGCGCUGGCUGGCCUUGCGCCUGGCCUGUCGCCUGGUGGGGCUCCGGGGAACGCGGGGAGCACUCCCGUGCGGUGGUCCGAGCCCUCCGCAGGCUCUGAGCAGCUCAGUCUCUGAGGAUGCAUCCGCCACCGAGGAGCCAGCCCCAGAUCCCAAAUUCGCGGUGGUCCUUCCCCGGAUCCAUACUGCGGGGAUGGACUCGGGCAGCCGCAGUUCAGGAGCAUCCACUGGAGAAGGUGGCGUUUCCUCUCCUUAUAGAGCUGCAGAGGAUAGAGAGGAGCAAGAAGCUAAUGGAGAAGGGGUGGUCAGGUCCUGUCAGGUUCCCUCCUUUUUCCCGUCUGCCCCCAAUGGGACCCCACCGGAUGAGAACCGGAGAGAAGCAGAGCCAGAGACCUUGGAAGCUAAGACUGGAGUACACUGGGCACAGGACUCCAAUCCCUGCGAAGACCCCAAGCUUGGCGCUGAUACUCUGUUGCCUCAGCUCACUUUGGAGACUCGCCUGCGGCAAAAUAGCCCCUGCAGGUCACCAAGGGAGCAGUGGGAGCCAGAGGAUGACACUGAGGCAGCGCUGGAAAGGGACCUGGAAUUGAGCCUCCAGAGGGACCUAGAGAUGCCACCGUUUCUGGGUGCUAAGACCAGGAGUCUCCCAGAGGGCCUGGAAGACGUUGAGGACCUCGCCAGGCUGCGGCUGGUGUGUGACAGCUCUGUGCUGCUGUGCCUCAAGAAGAGGUUCCAGCUGGGCCGCAUCUACACUUUUGGGGGCCCCCUCCUGCUUGCUCUGAACCCCCACCAGCCUCUUCCUCUCUUCUCGUCAGAAGUCUUGGCCAGCUACCAUCCCAGGAAGGCCCCAAACACCACACCACACAUCUUUGCCGUCGGAGUAGCAGCCUAUAGCCUGUCUCAGAGCACUGGACAGGCUUCCUGCAUCCUCCUGGGGGGGCACAGUGGCUCAGGGAAGACGGAGGCUGCCAGGAAGAUUUUGGAGUUUCUAAGGAGCCUAGGGCAGAAGCCAAUGGAGGCCAACCGUGCUCAGCUAGAGGACAUACUGCCCGUGCUCAGCAGCUUUGGCCAUGCCAAGACCAUCCUCAAUGCCAAUGCCAGCCGCUUCGGCCAGGAGAUACGGCUCUGUCUGCAGCAGGGGGUUCUCGUAGGAGCCUCUGUGUCCCACUGUCUGCUUGAGUCCUCCAGAGUAGUCUUUCAGGGCCGAGCCUGCAGGCUCCAGGGCAAGGAGGAUGCCCAGGACUUCCAAGGGCUGGUGAAGGCCCUGAGGGUGCUGGGGUUAUGCGCAGCGGAGCUGACAGCAGUCUGGGCUGUGCUGGCCGCCAUCCUGCAUCUGGGCAACAUCUGCUUCUCUUCUUCAGAGCGAGAGUCCCAAGAAGUGGCUGCUGUGUCCAGCUGGGCUGAAAUCCACCUGGCAGCCCGGCUGCUACAGGUGCCACCAGAGCGCCUAGAGGGAGCAGUCACCAAGAGGGUCAUGGACACCCCCUACGGCCCGGUCUCCAGACCUCUGCCAGUGGAAGGGGCCAUUGAUGCCAGGGAUGCCCUGGCCAAGAUCCUGUACUCCAGGCUCUUUACCUGGCUUCUGAAGCAGAUCGAUGUGCAGCUGUCCCCACCGAGGGAGGCAGGCAGUGUGGACACCAUCGCUGUUGUGGACGCCUUUGGCUUUGAGGCGCUCCGAGUGAACGGCUUAGAGCAGCUAUGCAGUAAUCUAGCCAGCGAGCGCCUGCAGCUCUUCUCCAGCAGGAGGCUGCUGGCCCAGGAGGAGGAGGUGUGCCAGCGGGAGCUGCUGAAGUGGGUGCCCAUUCUCCAGCCUCCACAGGAGUCCUGCCUGGAUCUCCUGGUGGGCCAGCCCCACAGUCUCCUCAGCAUCCUGGAUGCCCAGACCUGUCUAUCCCAGGCCACAGACCACACCUUCCUCCAGAAGUGCCACUAUCACCAUGGUGACCACCCCAGCUACGCCAAGCCUCAACUGCCCCUGCCGAUCUUCACAGUACAGCACUAUGCUGGGACCGUAACCUACCAGGUGCACAAGUUCAUAAACAGAAACAGGGACCACCUGGACCCUGCCGUGCUGGAGAUGCUCAGGCGGAGCGAGCUGCAGCUCAUGGGCCGCCUGUUCCAGGAAGCAGAGCUCCAGGCUGGGACUGAGCAAAGCAAACCCACAUUGGCCUGUCGAUUCCAGCAGUCCCUGGGUGACUUGCUAGCUCGGCUAGGCAGGAGCCAUGUCUAUGUCAUCCACUGUCUCAACCCCUCCCCUGGAAAGCUCCCAGGCCUCUUCGAUGUGGGACAUGUCGCAGAGCAGCUGCGUCAGGCUGGCAUCCUGGAGAUCAUAGGCACCCGAAGUGCCCACUUCCCCGUACGAGUGCCCUUCCAAGUCUUUCUGGCAAGGUUCCGUGCCCUGGGAUCAGGGAGACAGAAAACUGUCUCUGACCAGGAGAGGUGUGGUGCCAUCCUCAGUGGAGUGCUGGGGGCACAGUCACCGCUCUAUCAUCUUGGUGUCACCCAGGUCCUCCUGCAGGAGAGGGGCUGGCAGCAGCUAGAACAGCUGUGGGCUCAGCGGCGCUCCCAGGCCCUGCUCACUCUGCACCGUGGCCUCCGAGCUUGUAUCACUCGGCAGCGCCUCCGUCUCCUGCCCCGGAUGCAGGCUCGUGUGCGUGGACUCCAGGCCAGGAAGCGAUAUCUCCGACGGAGGUCAGCUCUGGGACAGCUGAACACCAUCCUCCUAGUGGCUCAGCCCCUGCUCCGGAGACGACAGAAGCUACGGGUGAGAGGGUUGUGGAAGUGUUCAUGGAUCGUGGGAAAGCUCAGGAGAGAAGCCAGGUGACCUUGGCUGGCCAAGUGGGCAGCAUCCCGACAGCCUGAACUUGACCUGGGGCGCUUGGAGAUCCCAGCCCAGCUGGCUGCUCUGCUGAAGAGGGCUGAAGACCACCAGGCCGUGCUGACUGGAAACAUCACAGAGUCCCUGCCUCCUGAGGUUCCUGCCCGGCCCAGCCUAACUCUGCCUCCAGACAUUGACCAGUUUCCCUUCUCCAGUUUCGUGUCCACCAGUUUCCAGAAGCCGUUUCUGCCUCGGCCAGGGCAGCCACUGGAUGAGCCCCUGACACGGUUGGAGAGUGAGAGCCCUCAGCAGGCUCUGGAGAUCAAUAGGGUGAUGUUGCGGCUCCUGGGGGAAGGGUCCCUGCAGUCCUGGCAAGAGCAGACCAUGGGCACGUUCCUGGUGCAGCAGGCCCAGCGACGGCCGGGACUUCGAGACGAGCUCUUCAGCCAGUUGGUGGCCCAGCUGUGGCACAACCUGGAUGAGCAGCAGAGUCAGCGUGGCUGGGCCCUAAUGGUGAUCCUGCUCAGCUCCUUCCCCCCUACACCUGCCCUGGAGAAGCCAUUGCUCAAAUUCGUAUCUGACCACGCCCCCAGUGGCAUGGCAGCCCUGUGCCAGCACAAGCUGUUAGGUGCCCUGGAGCAGACACCGUUGGCUCCCAUGGCCUCAAGGUCCCACCCACCCACCCAACUUGAGUGGAAGGCUGGAUUGCGGCGGGGCCGCAUGGCACUGGAUGUGUUCACAUUCAACGAGGAAAGCUACUCCGCCGAAGUGGAAUCCUGGACCACGGGAGAGCAGUUUGCAGGGUGGAUCCUACAGAGCAGAGGCCUGGAGGCGCCCCCUCGUGGCUGGUCUGUGUCACUGCAUUCUGGGGAUGCUUGGCAGGACUUACCUGGCUGUGACUUUGUCUUGGACCUGAUAGGCCAGAUUGAGGAUUUGGGAGACCCAGCUGGGCCCCACAACUACCCCAUCGCUCCUCUCGAUUUAGCUGAGAGCAUCCCGCCAGCCCCUGGUGUCCAGGCUCCUCCCCUGCCCCCAGGACUCCCUCCAGGUCCAGCCCCAACACUGCCCAGCAGAACUUACUCUUGCCCAACAGGUGAGGCCCGUAAGCCGGGGAACCUGGAUGGUUUCUUGGAUCACAUCUUUGAGCCAGUGUUCUCUCCGGGUUUCAGUGAUCUGGAACAAGGCUGGGCCCUAAGCAGACGCAUGAAGGGAGGGGGCUCUAUUGGGCCUACCCAGCAGGGCUACCCCAUGGUGUACCCAGGUAUGGUGCAGGCACCCAGCUACCAGCCCGCUAUGAUACCCGCACAGAUGCCCAUGAUGCCAGCCAUGGGCACAGUCCCAACCAUGCCAGCCAUGAUGGUGCCACCCCAGCCACAGCCUCUGAUGCCCAGCUUGGACUCAAGGCAGCUGGCAGUACAGCAGCAAAACUUCAUUAACCAGCAGGCGAUGAUUCUGGCCCAGCAGAUGACCACCCAGGCCAUGAGCCUGUCCCUGGAGCAGCAGAAUCAGAGGCGCCAGCUUCCAGCUCAGGCCUCGGGGGCCACCUCCCAGCCUCCACCCUCAACCAUUGCUCCCAAGGCCAAGAAGCCUCCUGCCCCCCAAGAGAAGCCAGAGAGUGACCUAGAACCUUCAGAUGUUUGCUUGAGAGACGCUCCAGAGGAGGCUCAGAGCAAGCCUCAGCGCCCCAGGAGCUUCCAACAGAAACGGGACUAUUUCCAGAAGAUGGGGCAAGAGCCGAUCAAGGUGAAGACGGUGAAGCCCCCAGCCAAGGUUCAGAUCCCCCAGGAGGAGACAGAGGAGGAGGAAGAGGAGGAAGCAGCGGGUAGUGUUCAAUUGUCUUCUUUCUUCCUGGCAGGGUUGUCCCCUCCUCCUCCUCUUCCUCCCCCAGUUGUGAAGAAGCCGCUGAAGCAAAGUAGGCCCAAAGCUGUAAAGGAGGAUGAUGUGGAACCGGCACAGGAGGAAAGCUCCAACUCCACACCUCAGCGCCCGAAACCCAGUAGGGCACCCCUGGUGCAGAGCUCCAACUCCACCCCUCAGCGCCCAGAACCCAGCAGGGAAAUCCGCAACAUCAUCCGCAUGUACCAGAGCCGCCCAGGGCCUGUGCCUGUGCCUGUACAACCCACCAGGCCCAUUAAAACUUUUCAGAAGAAAAACGACCCUAAGGAUGAGGCCUUGGCUAAGUUAGGAAUAAAUGGCGCCCACUCGCCGCUGUCGACAUCGCCUAACCAAGGAAAGAGCUCUCCGCCGGCUGUGGUUCCUCGACCCAAGGCUCGACCUCGACUUGAGCCCUCCCUGUCCAUCCAGGAAAAGCAGGGGCCCCUUCGGGACUUGUUUGGCCCAGGUAGCCCAAAUCCACCAACAGCUCCAGCACCCCCGCCUCCACCAGCACUCCCACCGCCUCUGCCUGGGGAGCCCAAGACGCCUUCAGUGGAGUCUCCUGCCUUGGCAGAGCCCAUGGAGGACAAGGGCAUCUCUACAAAGCUCCUUGUGCCCUCUGGAAGUGUGUGCUUCUCCUAUGCCAGUGCACCCUGGAAGUUGUUCUUACGCAAGGAGGUGUUCUACCCCCGGGAGAACUUCAGCCAUCCAUAUUGCCUCAAUCUCCUCUGCCAGCAGAUCCUGCGGGACACCUUCACAGAGUCCUGCACCCGGAUCUCACAGGAGGAGCGGCACAAAAUGAAAGGCUUUCUGGGAGACUUGGAGGUGGGCCUGGACUCCCUUGACGUUGCAGAAGACAGCAUCAAAAAACGCAUUGUGGUUGCUGCCCGGGACAACUGGGCCAAUUACUUCUCACGCAUCUUCCCAGUCUCGGGCGAGAGUGGCAGUGAUGUACAGCUGCUGGGUGUGUCUCACCGGGGACUGAGGCUGCUGAAGGUGACCCAGAGCCCGAGCUUCCACCUGGACCAGCUGAAGAUACUCUGCUCCUACAGCUACGCUGAGGUCCUGGCUGUGCAGUGCAGGGGCCGAUCCACCCUGGAGCUGUCACUGGACAAUGAGCAGCUGAUACUGCACACAGCCUGGGCGAGGGCCAUCAAGGCCAUGGUGGAACAGUUCCUGAGCGACCUCAGGAAGGACUCCGGCUAUGUCAUUGCCCUGCGCAGCUACAUCACCGAUGACAACGCCCUCCUCAGUUUCCACCGUGGGGACCUCAUUAGGCUACUGCCAGUGGCCGCUCUGGAACCAGGCUGGCAGUUCGGUUCUGCCGGGGGCCGCUCUGGACUCUUUCCUGUUGACAUGGUGCAGCCAGCUGCUGCCCCCGACCUCUCCUUUUCCCUGGGAAAGAAGAGAAACAGCUGGCAGCGCAAGAGUAAGCCGGGGCCAGCUCAAGAGGUGAGGAAGACAGAAAUGCGCCCCACCCAUCCCAGGAAACAAGAACCCAGUGAAGCCUCGGAGGCGCCCUCCUUUACAACCUACAGCUCUUCGUCUGCUGACUCCCACAACUACACCAUGCAGGAAUUUGCCCUGCGCUACUUCCGGAAGCCUCAUACCUGGCUGGCCCAGAUGAGUAGAGACACCAAAGAGAAGGCCGUCGCCAACCUGAUCCAGUAUACUAAGGACCCCAUCCAGGAAUCCAUCACCAGCUUCUGCAGUGAGGACACGAACAGUAAAGCUGUGGCUGGCUUCAAGGCUCUGAUGCAGUUUAUGGGGGACCAGCCCAAGCCCCGGGGCAAGGAUCAGCUGGCUCUGCUCUAUGAGCUGCUGAAGCUGUGCCAAGAGGACCUCAGGGAUGAGAUGUACUGCCAGGUCAUCAAGCAAGUCACAGGACACCCCCAGCCAACGCACUGUGCUCUGGGCUGGAGCAUUCUAACCCUCUUCACGGGCUUCUUUGCACCAUCUACCACGCUGAUGCCUUAUGUGACCAAGUUCCUGCAGGAUUCCAGCCCCAUCCAAGAGCUGGCCCGGACGAGCCAGGAGAACCUCCAGCGCACAGUUAAAUAUGGGGGACGCCAGCAGCUGCCAUUACCUGGAGAAAUGAAUGCUUUUCUGAAAGGGCAAGCAGUUCGUUUGCUUCUAAUUCACCUGCCUGGGGGUGUGGACUACAGGACGAAUUCCCAGACAUUCACGGUGGCAGGGGAAGUGCUAGAGGAACUGUGUGGACAGAUGGGCGUCCUGGACUCAGGGGAGGUGCAGGAAUUUGCCCUCUUCCUCAUCAAGGGAGAAGGUGAGCUGGUUCGGCCGCUGUCGUCCCAUGAGUACAUCAACAAUGUAAUGACAGACCAGGACAUGAGCCUUCAUAGCCGGCGACUUGGCUGGGAGACUCCACUGCACUUUGAUCACCCCACCUACACCGAAACCCACUAUGGCCAGGUGCUGCGGGACUACCUGCAAGGGAAGCUGAUGGUCAGCGCCCAGGAAGAGGCUCUCCUUGCCCAGCUCGCUGCCUUCCAACACUUUGACAAAGCCAGCACAACUAGUCCUCCAUCAGAGCAAGAGCUGCUGACGUACAUUCCCAAACCACUGCAACGGCAGGUGAACACAGCCAACAUAAAGAGCUUGGUGAGCCAGGAGCUGAGGCAGAUGCAAGAGUACAGCAAGCAGAAAGCACAGAUUGGCUUUAUCGAGACCACGGCCCAGCUGCCCCUCUUUGGCUACACUGUGUAUGUAGUGCUGAGAGUGAGUAAGCUGGUCCUCCCAGGACCAGUCCUCCUGGGGCUCAACCGCCAACACCUUGUUCUCAUGGACCCCAGCUCUCAGAAACUCUGCUGCUCCAUCACCCUGAAAGACCUGCAGCGGCUCCACUUGCUGAGCCCGCUGCAGGAGGAUGGGCCCCCUGGCCUAGAACUCAAUUAUGGCUCAGCUGACAACCCCAAGACCAUCUGGUUGGAGCUGCCACAGGCCCAGGAGCUGCAGCACACCAUCAUCUUCCUGCUAGGCAGCAUGUCCUCUCAGUGGCCAGGGCUCCUCUGAGGAGGAUGGAGAGAAGGCAGCCGCCUUGCACUGCACAGUCUGCCUUGGUCCUGCUCUGAACCUGCAGCACAACCCAGCGUGGAAGCCAUAAGGCAGGGCUUGUGACUUCACCUGGGCGAGUAAGCAGAUGUGCUCCCUCUGAGGCGGACUGGAACAAGAGUUGGGGCCGUGGCACUGGGUGUGGGCAUAUGAUGGCCAGCCUGGGGAGAUGAUGCCCACUUGGCUCUAAAGCAGCACAAGUAAAACACCCAAGGAAA